Messenger RNA from Lobosporangium transversale, 1064 nucleotides. RefSeq names its product heme oxygenase-1 in complex with 1-(Adamantan-1-Yl)-2-(1h-imidazol-1-Yl)ethanone. Gene Ontology annotation, molecular function: heme oxygenase (decyclizing) activity; heme binding. Gene Ontology annotation, biological process: heme catabolic process; heme oxidation; response to oxidative stress. Bases 171 to 896 code for a protein of 241 amino acids. Lineage: Eukaryota; Fungi; Mortierellomycota; Mortierellomycetes; Mortierellales; Mortierellaceae. The transcript is spliced from 4 exons. The record is from RefSeq and is a predicted model, not a curated record.
CUCAUCAACAUCCUCUACAUCCCCUACAUGCCCAACAUUCUACUUUUCCUUUCAUAAAAAAAAGUACAUACACAACGAUAACAAUAACAGUUACCCUCUAGCCUCAUCAAUUCCUUCCUCGCUUUCCUCUUUCUUAUUAUAGUAAAAAAGAAAAAAUACAUCCAAACAAAAUGACUCUGCUCGCUGAUUCCCUCUGGCAAAGCAUCAAAGAUGUCCACGGUAAGAGAAACCGUAGCAAAUUUCUAAAUUGCCUCAGCGCCGGUAAAGUCAGUCAGGACGUGUAUAGACGUUAUCUCUUCUCCCUUUUCCAUGUUUACGACUCAAUGGAAAAGGCUCUGGAAGAUAACAAAGAGAACCCCCAGAUUGCACUCAUUUACUUCCCCUUGGAGCUCAGUCGUAAACAAGCCCUCAUUAAGGACCUUGAAUACUUUUAUGGCCCACAAUGGCGAGAUAUGAUGCCUCCCAUCACUCCUGCACAACAAGCUUACCGCUCCAGAAUCGAGCACUGGGCUGCUUCCUCUCCAGAAGUCCUAAUUGCUCAUGCCUAUGUUCGGUACCUAGGAGACCUAUCCGGUGGUCAGAUCAUUCGAAAUAAUCUUCAUCAACAUGCCAACUUUUACUCAAAUGAUGAUGAUGCCGACAAUCAUAGAGGCCUUCAAUUUUAUGAGUUUGAACAUAUUCAAGACCAAAAAAUGUUUAAAAACAUGUUCCGUAAGCAACUGAACAACGUUCAAGUUCCCAAGGAGUUAGAGAAACAGAUUGUGGAAGAGGCUAAAAGUGCAAUGUUGCUGAAUUACGAGCUAUUUAAAGAAUUCGAUUCAGACGUUGACCCGGAGGGCAAGACAAGGGCGUCUGAGAAGCCAAAUCAAAUGAUGGAUAUUGGGCCACGCAUCUAAGUUUAUUGCGUUUUGGUCACUCCUUAGUACAUAUUGCAUAUAAAAAUAAAUAAAUAUUAAGGAUUCGUCACCUCCCAUCUCUAUAUUUUUGCAUCCUAUAGCAAACACAUUGGUUGACUUGACUAAAAGGAGGAGGUGGUUGUCCUAUAGAGCACAAAUUCGAUAACC